GACGGAAAGACCUCUCCUCAUCUUAUCACCCAGCUACCUCCCUCUGUCCCGUCUCUCUCUUUUCCCUGUACAGGCUAUAAUUUCCCUUCCCUUCUACUUCUACCCCCUCUCUUCCCUACAAUAUACCCUCCCCCUUCCCUUUUUCUCCCUUGCGCUGUCUGUCUCUGUCCCUUCCCCGUCUAAAGUACACAGCAGAGAGAUGAAAGAGAAGAACCCCUGGCCUACGCCUGUGACCGUCAUCAUCAUUGUGAUUGGUGUCAUAGCAAUUGUUGCCCUGGUGACGGUAGCGGUUUUCCAGAACAAACCCGUCCACCAAAAGUACAAGUAUGGGAUUGUGCUGGAUGCUGGAUCUUCCCACACAGCUCUUUAUAUUUAUGAGUGGCCAGCAGAGAAGGAUAACAACACUGGCAGAGUUGAACAGAAACACUCGUGCAAAGUCAAAGGUAAAGGUAUUUCCAGCUACGCAUCUGAACCAUGGAAGGCAGGAGAGUCUCUGAAAGCGUGCAUGUCGGAGGCCGAGACGAAUGUCCCCAAAGAAAGAUAUCGUGAGACCCCGCUCUAUCUGGGAGCCACAGCAGGAAUGAGGCUGCUGAAUAUAGAGAACAGCUCAGCAUCAGACAAGGUAUUUGAUGCUGUGGAGAGAGCCCUGGAGAAGUCCCCCUUCUCCUUUCAGGGAGCACGAAUACUCAGUGGGCAGGAGGAGGGUGCCUUUGGGUGGGUCACAGUCAACUACUUAGACAAUCGCCUCAAACAGGGCUUACUAACAACAGGCGCUCUUGAUCUUGGAGGGGCAUCUACUCAAAUUAGCUUCAUAUCUGAUAAUUUUGACGGUUCAGAGUCACCCAUCAACUCCGUGAACUUCAGACUCUACGGAAAUGAUUAUAACCUAUAUACUCACAGCUUCCUGUGCUACGGAAAAGACCAAGUGUUAAAAAUGGCACUGGCACAUCAGACUCAGUCAGGUACAACAACAGUAUUGGAUCCUUGUUUCCACCCAGGCUACAAUGAGACAAAGGAUUACUCAGCCCUUUAUGAUAGUCCCUGUGUGUCAGCCAGAAAACCACAGGGAGCUCCUUCAAAGUUUGAACACACAGGGAGAGGAAACUUUCAAGAAUGCCAGAAAGUCAUCAGAAGUUUAUUUAACUUUACUUCCUGCAAAUACAGCCGAUGCUCUUUCAAUGGAGUCUUCCAGCCUGAUUUGCAGGGGCCAUUUGGGGCUUUCUCUGCUUACUUCUUUGUGAUGAACUUCCUCAACCUGACUGAUACAUCCAUCCCCCUUGAAGCUGUAAAGGCAAAGCUAAGCCAAUACUGCGCUACCUCUUGGGACGAGCUAAAGAAGAAGCAUCCUGAUGUAAGCGAUAAGUAUCUGGCUGAGUACUGCUUCUCUGGCACCUACAUCCUUACCCUGCUGACAGAAGGAUACAACUUCACUGCAGGGCGCUACUCUGAUGUAAAAUUCAUCAAGAAGAUAAAAGGCAGUGAUGCAGGCUGGACGCUGGGCUACAUGUUGAAUCUCACCAACAUGAUCCCAGCUGAGGCUCCUGACUCACCCCCUCUCCCCUAUGCCGGCUACGUCUCCUUAGUCACCGUCAUGACACUGCUAAUCGUCUUCCUCUUCCUCCUUGUCAGCCUGGGUGCUCUCUGGCCCCGUUGCUCCAAGCAGACACAAAUUGUAUAAACACUCUGAAAUGUAUGUCUGUACAGUAUAUACAUUACUGUGCAAAAGUCUCGAGCCACCUCUCUUUUAUUUAUAUUUUGCUUCCAAGGAGUCUGGCAUUCUUGUAAUGUCUUAAAGUGGUCUUGAGCAAUGAAUGCCUGACUCCUUGGAAGCAAAACAUGAAAUAUGUAUAAAAUAUAAAAUAUACAGAAUAACUGUGAAAGACCUUCACCUUCAGUCCAGACUUACUGAAGGCCUUUCACAGUUAUUCUUUGGACGCUGGCUGUUUUUUUCUCUCAUUUUCAGUCCAGUCCUUGUGUUUGGUUCAAUGGAUGAACCAGUGUUGUGUCUACACACAAUAGACAA
Molecule: messenger RNA, 2023 nt
Organism: Archocentrus centrarchus (flier cichlid)
Lineage: Eukaryota; Metazoa; Chordata; Actinopteri; Cichliformes; Cichlidae
Gene: entpd1
Product: ectonucleoside triphosphate diphosphohydrolase 1
Exons: 10
Coding region: 200-1678 (492 amino acids)
Biological process (GO): nucleoside diphosphate catabolic process
Cellular component (GO): plasma membrane
Molecular function (GO): ribonucleoside triphosphate phosphatase activity; UDP phosphatase activity; GDP phosphatase activity
Source: RefSeq, a predicted model, not a curated record